UGUUUCGGCCAUCUGCUGGGUGUCAGAAAGAAAAACAUAACAAAUUAGCUUUUAUUAGAAAGUGGUUUCCAUUGCAAUGCAUUAAUUUAGUUCUUUUUCAACAUUGAAAAACUUCUUCAUUAUUAUUUAAUUAGUAUCUAGUCAAUCGAAGACCUAGAAAUUAACCAAGAUGAGAACAUUGAUUUCAGUACUAACAUUGAUUGGUAUCAUUGAACUUGCACAAUCUUGUUAUGUUAUCCACCAAUUGAGUGGAGAAGAGACGAAACUUGCAGCCGAAACUCUAGCUCUAAUCUCCGGAGACGUAAAACUUGCCGAUUCUAAUGUGACAAUAAUAAGUAGUUCGAAUAUAAUUGAAUGCCUCGGAUUAGAAAAUGAACUUCAGAAAAUACAUAUAUCGUGGACGGGACCUGAGCUCAAAAAUGCAACCGUUUGUGAAAACAGAACCGCUGAUGCCGACAUAACCGUUGAUGAAAACAUCGUCGUUGAUGAAAAUGCCACCGUUCACUGUAAAUUAUUAGGUGUGAACGUAACCGUUGAAUCAAUUGACAAGGAUUUUUUCGCUACAAAAUUCAUACCUUUAAAUGAAAGUGAGGCAGCAUUUGGUGUGAUGAUCUCACCAUCCCGCGUAUAUAUUGUUCGAAUUGAAGGUGAAAAUCGUACAACAAGCCUGAAUGGAUUCCAAAUCACCAACGAACGUCCAUGUCAUGAAAUGAAUCCAUACUUGUGGCUAUUCGUAUGUGCCAUAACUAUCAGUUUGACUGCACUGAUGACAUUCAAAAAACAAAAUGGUGAAGAAAAUCCUACCAUUAUAUUUGAAGAAACCGAAGACGAAGAAGACGAUGACGAUGCCGAGAAAAAAUUGAAUGAUAAAAAAUUGGAAAUUGAAGAUAAUUCAAUCUUGUGUAAUACAAACUUUUCAUUUUCUUUCUUCUUGAUGUGUCGUCGUGUCUCCAGUCUCCACUCACCAAAAACUAAAUGUGAUUUUAACGAUUUCUGUGUGAGCAAGCGGUAUUUUAUGUGAAAUCGCAUUAGAAUUCAACUAUGCGGAAAAGUUCAAUUUGUACAAUUUCAAUAUAAGGCGAUACACAUUCACAAAUGCUAUUGUCCCCAAAGUUGUAAUGCUGUGUUAUACGUACAUCAUGUUAUAAACGCAUGAAACAGAGCGCAAACAGAGAACAAACCAACAGAGAGACAAAACAAAACAUUGUGAAUCUUAAUAAUUAAAUCCAUAAAAUUUUCGAUAUUCAUUCAGUCAAAGCAUGGUGUGGAUGUUAAGUUUAUAACUAAAAUGUUCAAAUCGAAGAAUGGAAAAUAAACGUAUUUGGUUCUAUAGUAA
Contarinia nasturtii (swede midge) is the source of this 1336-nucleotide messenger RNA. RefSeq lists its product as uncharacterized. Bases 170 to 1021 code for a protein of 283 amino acids. The transcript is spliced from 5 exons. The record is from RefSeq and is a predicted model, not a curated record. Lineage: Eukaryota; Metazoa; Arthropoda; Insecta; Diptera; Cecidomyiidae.